UGCGAUCGGUUCCUGUGUGAUUUCGAUGAGUUUCGGUUCCCAGUGCGAUUCGUCGGAUUUGUGUUUGUUUUGAGUGUUGUGAUCGCUUGGCUAUCUAUUGGAGUCCCUCUUCUUGCUUGGAUCUUUUUAUGGUGUUGAGGGAUGUGGGAGACCUGCCCGCAGCCGGGGCCGCCCCCGCUCCGCCACUCGGCCUCCUUCUCGUGCCUCCCUCGGGGUCUCCGGGACCCGCGCCCCCACCGGGCCCGCACGGCCACCCUCCCGACGGCCACCGUGGACACGGACUACGGCUUCGUCCGCCACCCCCGCACUCACCAUGCCCACCGCUACGACUCGGUGCCCGAAGAGGACCUCCUGGACACGCCCAAGAAAGACACGAACCACUCCUUCCGCGAGGUCCUCGUCAAGAAGUCCGCCUCCAUCCUCUCGCCGACCCAGUGGUGGACGCCGAGGAGGCGGGCCCGCGGCAAGGACUGCGACCGGCCCGAGGUGCAGCGUCGGUGGCGCUCCCUGGGCGCCCUUCUCAAGACCUCCACGACGGCCAUUCAGCCCCCGCAGCCGGCCUCCCCGCACGCCCAGAGCUUCUACCUCCUGGACGACUUCCUCGGGCCGCCCAAGCCCAGGCGCAGCGGGGGCGCCAACACGACGAGCAGCUCCGACUCCCUGGAGCUCAGCUCCCCGGUGCCCCCGCCUGUACCCCCGCCGCCACCCCCGCUUCGCCUUCUCGGAUACAAGCAGCCCUGCGAGUGCUGCCGCUGCCGCCGACAGAGGGAGCGCCUUGUCCUCACCGAUUGGAUGAGUCCUGGCUCCAUAACCUUAAGCAAGGAUGUGCUGGCACGUCCGUCACACAAACCGCAUCAGCCAGUCCCGAGCAAAUUGCGGAAUGGAAUGCUUACUCGGAACGGACCAGAGCUGCCAUCUUUGAAAGGACCACAAUCCAAAUCAUGCCAAAAAACAAGCUUAAAGAAGUCUUUGACAGACUUUUCAACAACUACGCCGACCCACCAGUUGCAAAAAUCUCAGAAGUCUGCCUCGAAGAAAUCAUUAGUCGAUGCUUCGACAGACUCACCAACGCGGCAUCCUCAGAAGUCGAGGAAAGACUCAACCAGUCCAACGCUCCACCAUCCGCCUGCGUUUCCACACUUGAAUAACAAUUCGGUCAACACAAGGACGAGCCUAAACAACAACUACACAACGAGUGGUAGUGUUGCUGAGUAUUAUCGUAGAGCUGGUCUCCGAGAAGGCUACGAUCCUUUUGGCAGAAAACUCCCUCUCACACCAGCAGAGGCCCUGAAGUAUUACGGAAAUCGACUGACAGAAUACGAAAGAACUGAGAUUAGCAACUAUCCGGAGAUAUGGUACCUAGGUUUAGAUUCAUGUAAGAUUCAUGGAGACAAAAGUCUAUCUCAGAACGGUGGAUAUGAUGAUGAAAACGGCAGCUAUAAUAAAAUCUUAUUUGACCAUCUGUGUUAUCGCUAUGAAAUAAUGGAAGUAAUAGGAAAAGGAAGUUUUGGACAAGUAAUUAAAGCUUUAGACCAUAAAACUAAUCAAUUUGUAGCCAUUAAAAUAAUUAGGAAUAAGAGACGUUUUCACCACCAAGCAUUAGUUGAAGUUAGAAUAUUAGAGCAUCUACGACGGAAAGAUACGGAUGGUUCUCACAAUGUGAUUCAUAUGCUGGAGUACUUUUAUUUCCGCAAUCAUCUGUGCAUUAGCUUUGAACUGAUGAACCUAAAUCUGUAUGAGCUGAUCAAGAAGAAUUACUAUGAUGGUUUCUCUCUCAGUCUUAUACGUAAAUUUGCAGUCUCGUUAGUUCAAUGCCUACAACUCCUUCAUCGAGAAAACAUAAUUCACUGCGAUCUCAAACCGGAAAAUGUGCUGUUAAGGCAUGGUGGGAGUACCUCAAUCAAGGUUAUAGACUUUGGAAGCUCAUGCUACUCUCAUCAAAGGGUUUACACGUAUAUUCAGUCACGGUUUUACCGUUCACCAGAAGUCAUUCUAGGUCUUCCAUAUGGAACGGCCAUAGAUAUGUGGAGUCUUGGUUGUAUUUUAGCAGAGCUUUAUACCGGCUACCCACUUUUCCCAGGAGAAAAUGAAGUAGAACAAUUAGCUUGCAUUAUGGAAGUUUUAGGUCUACCCCCUGAAGAUGUAACUAUGAAUGCAUCAAGAAGACGUCUAUUUUUUGAUUCAAAAGGAUUGCCUAGAUGCACGACCAACAGCAAAGGCAGGAAACGAAUUCCUGGUUUCAAGACUUUGGCCUCUAUCACUAAAUGUGAUGAUAAAAUCUUUGUGGAUUUCCUAUCCAGAUGCUUACACUGGGAUCCCAAAAAGAGAAUGAGUCCUGAUGAAGCAUUGCGUCAUGAAUUCCUCCGAGACUGGAUCAACAUAAAUCCUUCGCAUGUGUUGGCUGAUUAUCUGAAAUCACCAACCUCUCUCCAGAGUUCGCCUAAUUCUAUAUACCAUCUCCUCCGCAAACGCAAUACUGCGCAAACCAACGGUGAUCCCAAUCUCACCGACUCGGGGACAUUUUUACCCCCCAUACUGUGAAUUAUUAUCUGCUCAAUCUUGUUAAAUCUAAUGACUACAUAGCGCCUGGAGGAACUAUUUAAGGCUGAGAUUCAUUCUGUGGAAUGUUCUGAGACCUUUGCCUUCUUUUUGCUUAGAAGAAAAUGUUCUAGAAAUUUUAACUUGCAGAUCUCACAUUUCCACAGCUUUGUCCUCUAGUGACGGUCUUCAAACUGUGUGAUCCUCCUGCUCAUCACGAUUUUGUCAUAACUGUAUGUUUUACUGUAGUGAUAAUUCUACUCUAUGUUUGUUCGAAAGCCAUUUCAUGGAUUAAAGCCAAAUAGCGAUGAUGAAAACUUUGUAGGAGCUAACACGUUUCAUGCAGAUUCCCACAAAGUUUAUUUUGACGCAGGAAAAAUUUUAACAGAGGAUCAACAGACCAGAAGGUAGAAACCAUCAAUUGUUUUUUUGAAGGAAAAAUUUGCUGACUUGAAACUUCAAGUGAUUCUAGGGUCUGUGAUCUCUGUUUUUGACCAGAAAAUUCAGAGAAAAAAUCUGGAUCAGAAUUUCAAGAAUAUUUCUAUGUCUACAAAGGUACCUAUCAAGAACUAACAUUCAAUAGGUACUUUAACCUUCAUCUUUAGAAGAUAGAAAUCCAUCAUGAAAAUGUUUUAAAAAAGGCAGUUAGCUGGAAUCAAACCUAGAGUAAAUUAAUGCGAUCUACAGCAGAUCCUGUCGAUUUUAAAUCGUCCACUUAACGACCUCAAAUCUUUUUGACGAUAGUAAGCUCCUGUUCAUAGAGAGCUUAGCUUUAAAUCUCACAGAAUCGAACCCAACCUCUGUGUUGGCCAAUGCAUUGUCUCCACAGGGUAAAUUCAACGAAGGAGUUUGCUACUUGUAAUGCAUUACAAAGUUCAUUUUUAAGUGUUAAAAAUUGAUGUUGAACUGUUUAAUCUUGAUGUUAAUUUUAUCUGUGUUAUAGUAUAAAUUACGAUGUUGUCUCAAUGUGAUACCCAUGCUUUCCUGCUGAAAUUAAGAACUACAUAAAUCUUCUCUGUCCCAAUAUGUGAUGAUUUUUAGCAAAAUUAAUGAUCGCUGAUUCACAGAAUUUAAAAGGCGUUAGACCGAAUAGUCUAAAUCUUCUUCCCAAUGGGUAUUGCUAUAGAGACAUAUUGUUCAAGUUCUCAAUAUGAAGACUUCAUAUUGAAAACAUUCUAAAAGAUCAGUCAGUUGAAAGUGGAACCCUAGAACCUCUUUAGAAUGCUGAAGCAGAUAUUUUUUUAUUUUUUAGAACAGCGCAAUGGAAGUGUCCAUUAAAUACUGAAAAAAAUGUGGUGAGAGCAUCUUUGAAGGUAUCUGGUGUGAACAAUUUUUUGAGGAAAGUACAUUGUUUGCCAUUUGGUUGUAUCGGUUGAAAAAAAGAUACUGAAAAUUGUUAUGUACAUCAGUGAAAAUACUAAAUUGAGCCACAAGCCAGAAGUAAUUCUUUCUAAGUAUUUUUAAAUAAUAGCAUCUUAGAGUAAAGUGUUUAUUUGAAUUCAAAAUAAUUGGACGGCUUCGAAUGCAGUUUAAACUACCUACACCCUCUUAAAUCUUGUAAAAAUAAACCACAGUAACGGCUAAUUCCAUAGUGAAAGGAGAAACAGCCAGCAAUAAGCUUUCACCCGCAAUGAAAGGUCUACAAGUUUUUCAUCUCAAAUUCUUUGCUCAUUUUUUCAAAAUUUGUCUAAAUUAAAUUGAAUGAAAUGUUUGAUAUCAAGUCUCAUGAACAUAAAACCAGGAAGAGGCAUGUCAACAAGUUCAAUAUUCCUAGAUUUUGAUCGACAUUUGGGUGCGAGUGAUAUUUUUCCAAUUGUUUAAGAUAUUUGAUUGUUGAUCUGAGACAUUUUAUAGCCUGCGUUCUAUUUUCAUGUUCUCAAUUUUAUUUUAAAAGCCCUCUCUCUGCCUCCAUAUUCAUGACCAAGGGGCUCUACUAUACCGAACAAUAAUAUGAUACGAAAUUUGACUAGAAGAAGGCUGGUGGGGUUUUAAGGAGGCACUGGAAGUACAGAAGAAGAUACACAUAUUUGUAACACUCCUUCGAUUUUGAAUUUAGACAAGGCUUAAAUGUUUGAUGCUUAAAUGUGAAGGAUGUGAAAAAAGUUAAAAUUUACCAUUUUAUUAAUAAAAGUGACAGAGCAUUUGGUAAAAUUAACUGAUAUUUUUUUUUCUACUUUUAUAUGUGCGUAUUUCUUAAGUUUGUGCUGCUUCCAGUAGGUAUCCAUUUACUCAUUCACUCCAUCCUCAUGAGAUUUUUCAGUUUAGAAAUGGGCCUAAUUCAACUAACAGCAUCAGAUAAAGUCAACAAAGAUUUUUAAUUUUUUCCAAGUCCAUUGAAUUGUUUAGUGUGAUAACAAGCCAAAUCCAACUAGCAGCAUUCAAACAAAUUUCCGAAGAUUAUUUUCUGGCAACAAAUAAAUAUUCGUUAGAUUAACCUAAUGGGUUGACCGACAGUUGGCUCAACGAAUAAAACGGCGAAGUGUUCGUAUACACUUGAAGUGGAUUUUGUGGAAAGUAUUGUUCUAGGCAGCUAGAAGAGAGACCUAAGAGAGAGAAAUUUUUCCUCUGCAAGAAGAACUGUGGUUCAUAAAUGUAACUUGUUUUAAAUGAAUUCUUUUAACCUACGUUUCUGUUUCUGAAUUACCUUGUAUAUUCCUUCCCUGCAAUGCUCACCCAUGUAUGGGACAUUGUAACAAAAUUGGUUUUUGUUGCGUCCACCAAAUUUCUCGACAACCUUGAAUCUUUAUGUUUCAGAUUAUAACUGUGCACUCGGAACUUUUUGAUUUUACCAGUAACAGACUCUGUGAUAAUUGUAGUUAGUUUUUUUAAGGAUCUUCAAAAAUUGUCUAGUGGCUGUUAGUCCAUUUGGGAAAGACUGCCGACUGAUGAGUUCUAUUGACAGGUGUAAAAAAAAGUGGGAGCAUUCAUGUUUUGUUUGUUGGACAUUUUUCCCCUGUAGUCAUGGAACUGAUUCUCUCAAGUAAAUAUACUUUACACAAUGGCGGUCUUUCUCGAAGUGGAAUCUUAUAUUAGGUAUUAUAAAGUAUGUACAUUUGCAUUAAGUCAAUUUAUUUUACUUAAGAAAAUUUUGUUGAGGCCACUUGCAGUAUAAACUGUUCUGCUCUUGCAGUUUGUGAUAGAGAGGGAAAUGUUUGCUGUUUUGGGUUCAGUUUGGCUGCAUGAAUUAUUUUUCGAGUGUCUGUAUUCUUUUACUUAAUCUUGACUGAUAAGAUUUUACCAUUUUAAGGAUUUAUCUCUUUAACCUAAAAGUAUGUGAUGUUUAUUUUAAUGUUUCCUCAAUAUUUUGUAAAUGAUUACUUAUAUCCUUUAAGCUCGUUCUCUGAGCCACUGUCCUAUGAGCUGCAGAAGCAUCACAGCUGGAUGAAUUCAAAACUAAUCAAUGUUCUUUCUUGAUCUGUAUGAAAGUUGUAAACUAUGUUUUAAAUGAAGCAAAGAUGAAUAAAUUAUAACGUUGAA
Messenger RNA from Bemisia tabaci, 6015 nucleotides. RefSeq names its product dual specificity tyrosine-phosphorylation-regulated kinase 4. The record is from RefSeq and is a predicted model, not a curated record. Gene Ontology annotation, molecular function: protein serine/threonine kinase activity; protein serine/threonine/tyrosine kinase activity; ATP binding. NCBI's taxonomy places the organism in Eukaryota, Metazoa, Arthropoda, Insecta, Hemiptera, Aleyrodidae. Gene Ontology annotation, biological process: peptidyl-serine phosphorylation; peptidyl-threonine phosphorylation. Gene Ontology annotation, cellular component: nucleus; cytoskeleton; cytoplasm.